Molecule: messenger RNA, 4487 nt
Organism: Nicotiana attenuata
Lineage: Eukaryota; Viridiplantae; Streptophyta; Magnoliopsida; Solanales; Solanaceae
Product: DNA helicase INO80-like
Exons: 7
Coding region: 331-2019 (562 amino acids)
Biological process (GO): DNA repair
Cellular component (GO): Ino80 complex
Molecular function (GO): DNA binding; ATP hydrolysis activity; histone binding
Source: RefSeq, a predicted model, not a curated record
ACUGAGGCACAGAAAGAAAGAGCUCGGAAAUUAAAAGAGUGGUCACUAUAGCGCACGUUAACCAAAGUUAACCCUCUAUGGCGCACAUUAGCAUAUACCAAUGUCUUCACCACCUCCUCUUCUCUCUUCUUUCUCGUUACACCCAUCACCUUUCUCCUUAUCCCCCCUUUUCUCCUUUAGGGUUAGGGUUUUCUCUUCUCUUAUUCUUCUUUACUAUUAGUAUCACAAUUACAAAUUCCUCUCUUCAAAUUUUCCUUUUUCUGCUAUUUUUAUUUAUUGUACCAAAUGCUUGUCCCCGCUGUUGUUUUUUCAGCUCAAACAACAUAAUUCAUGGACCCAAAGAGGCGAUAUUCCUACUCGAAUCUCUUCAAUCUUGAGUCAUUGAUUAACUUCCAGCUGCCCCAACUGGAUGAUGAUUUUGAUCAUCAUGGGAAUAGUAGUCAGGAUGAGAGCAGAGGUAGCCCAGGUGGAGCACCCAGGAACCGGAGUAAUGGUAUAAUGUCUGGUAGGGAGUUGAAGAAAAAGAGGCGGACUUCAUAUAGUAGUGAUGAAGACGGGGAUGGGGACAGAGGUUAUAAUACCCAUAUUUCAGAGGAAAGGUAUAGAGCAAUGCUGGGAGAACACGUUCAAAAGUAUAAGAGGAGGCUUGGUAAUUCCUCAGCAAGCCCUGCAGCUACUCGUAAUGGGGUGCCUGCGAUGAGAAGUGGAGGAUCAAGAGACCAGAAAUCAACAAAUGAUCAUAGAGGAGCACUCAGGCUUGACUCUGCAUCAGAAUUUUUUAACAAUAGCACUCAGAAGUUAGGGAACCAUAUUCAGUCUGAUUUUUCAGGACCAUAUGGUGGUGAUAGAUCUAUUUAUGAACCGGCUUUCUUGGAUCUCGGGGAGGACAUCACAUACAGGAUCCCUCCACCCUAUGAAAAGCUGGCAACAUUAUUGAAUUUGCCAACCAUGUCAGACAUUCAAGUUAAUGAAAUUUACCUCAAGGGUACACUUGAUUUGGAGACUUUGGCUGCAAUGAUGGCUUCUGAUAAGAGACUUGGGCCCAAACGUCAUGCAGGUAUGAGUGAUCCCAAAACCCAAUUUGAAUCUCUUCAGGCACGAUUGCGAGCCGAGCCAGCUAAUAGUGCCGGUCAGAAAUUCAGUCUGCAAGUCAGCGAAGCUGCAUUAGAGGCUUCUUCCAUCCCUGAGGGGGCUGCAGGAGGUAUACGGCGUUCUAUAUUGUCAGAGGGUGGUGUCUUACAGGUUUAUUAUGUGAAAGUGUUAGAGAAAGGAGACACCUAUGAGAUUAUUGAACGUAGUCUACCCAAAAAGCCAAAACUGAAGAAGGAUCCCUCUGUGAUUGAGAAGGAAGAAAUGGAUAAGAUUGGAAAAUAUUGGAUAAACCUUGUCAGGAAAGAAAUCCCAAAACAUCAUAAGAUAUUCAUCAAUUUCCACAGGAAGCAAUUGACUGAUGCCAAGAGGUUUUCAGAAACUUGUCAGAGAGAGGUAAAAAUGAAAGUUAGCAGAUCACUUAAGGUGAUGAGAGGUGCUGCAAUUCGUACAAGGAAACUUGCUAGGGACAUGCUUGUGUUUUGGAAGAGAGUUGACAAGGAGAUGGCAGAAGUAAGGAAAAGGGAGGAAAAAGAAGCUGCAGAAGCUUUGAAGCGUGAACAGGAGCUUCGUGAAGCAAAGAGACAACAACAGAGGCUCAACUUUCUGCUAUCUCAAACUGAACUUUACAGCCAUUUCAUGCAAAAUAAAUCAACUUUAUCCUCUGAGGCUGUGACUUUAGGUGAUGAAAUGACAAAUGACCAAGAAAUGUUGUUAAGUUCCAGUGAAGCUAGACCUGGAGAGGAAGAGGAUCCUGAAGAGGCUGAGCUGAGAAAAGAGGCCUUGAAAGCUGCACAGGAUGCAGUUUCAAAGCAGAAAAUGAUGACAAGUGCAUUUGAUAGCGAAUGUCUGAAGCUGCGGCAAGCUGCUGAAAUUGAACCCUCCCAGCAAGAUGCCGCAGCCGCUAACAUAGACUUAUUGCAUCCGUGAAGAAAGGUUAGUAGCAUUAGAAUAAGGAAAAUCCUCAACUCUCUUUUUGUUUUCCCUCUUUCUUUUCUCUCAUUUUCUUUUCAAACUCUUCACUCUUUUCUUGUGACGACUCACUCACUUCACUCCACACUUCCUCUCCUUUUUCCACUCUAGAGUUUGUCACUUUUCUUUCCCUCACUUCUCUCUUUCUUUUGUCUCUCGUCCUUAUGUUUUCUCUUUGCAUUUUUCAAGGAUGUUCUCAUACUUAUUUGGCCUCUUCCCCUUUGGUUCACUUCAUCCCCCCUAUAUUCGACAUUGAAAACUUGUUGGAAGUUGUCCAACUCAUUCAAGGUGGUCUCAUCAUCAUGUUGAAAAAGUGGGUUGUUAAUCAUUCGAGGCUCUUGAGGUGGUAUGGGUGGUGGAGGAGCGAGAUUGUCACUCCUCAGUGGUGCUUGAGGCAUACGUUGGGGAGGUAGAUUCAUUGGUGGUCUAGGUUGGGUCAUUUGGGGUGGUGAUAUUAUGGGUAUGUGUGCUUGAGGUCUAAAUGAUGGUUUGUGUUGGUAGUUGGUAGGUGCGGUAGUUUGGUGGAGGAAAAUAAGGUCCCUUUGGUGAAUGUGGUCGCUUUGGUAAGUUUUGUGGUAUUUGGUUGGGUUGGUUGUGUUGCAACUUUUCCCAUUGAACCACUUGUCGCACUUGUGAAGGAGAGGGCGUAGUAGAGGAAUUAGUAAGCGUCAUACUACGCUCCUUUCCUUGUUACCUCAAGUGAGAUUCCUCUAUCAUGGAAUUCAACCUUGCAUCCGUUUGGUGUUGUCAUAUGGUAAUCUUGAUAACCUUCUCACUUAAGUUGGUAACCUUCUCGCUUAUGUCAUAAAGCAUAGAAACAACUUCAUGCAUCGGAGUCUCACUCCUUGGAUCACAAGUAGGACUAGAAGUUUGUCCGUACUCCAUGAUACCUACAAAACGAGCAAACAACUUAGUAGUAAAAGUUCUCACCAACUCACUUGAUGUCGCUCAACCCUCGUGUAUCACACUUUGCACCAAUUGGCUCUUGCAUGCUCAAAAUCCUAUUCACUCGUGCCUUUUUCCGCUCAAGUAGCGAAUGUCAAAAUUGCUAGCAAACUUAAGUUCCGAGGUUUCACAAGAAGUUCCAACCAUCUUCGGGGUGGAGUGGAAGUUGUGUUUUCACAAGGACGGACAAUUAAAAGCAAACGGACUUGAGCCAAACAAUUCACAACGAUAAUAAAAGAUAAAAGCACGAAACAAUUGGCACGAAACAAAAUUAAGCACACAAAGAACUAGGUUAAAACUUGAUGUGAACUAAUAUCAAGUUUACACUAGUUUAGAAUUAUCAAACAACAAGGAAAAGAUUAACAGUUGGAGUUGGACAGAAACUGGACAAAACUAAGUUGCUGAACUUCUGGACUUGUUGCAAUCUUAUGGAAUUGAUACUCUGCUCAGCCUUUCACCUUAACCAACUGAUGCAACUGAUAUGCAGAUGCUCACACAACAGAUACAAAACCUUUCAGUCCAUAGCAGAAACAAAGUCAGCAAUUUUGGAACCAAACAGAGUAGAAAGAGGGCAGGUUUACUGCUCAAAAUACUGCAGAUUUUCAACUCAAUUUACUGUUCAAUUGAGGACCCUUCUCAGCAGAUACUAGCAGCUAACUUUGGCUCCCAAACACAGCUCCAUAGUGCAGGAACAGUGCUGAAACUUGAUCAGGUCUGCAGCUUCUUUCAAGUUCAAUCAGUGUAGAAAACACCUGUACUAAGACUGUAUUCGAUUCCUAGAACCUUUCUGAACACUUAGCUUCAACAACAGAACUCAAACAGAACCUUAAUCAAUCAGCUAACAACCAACUUGUUCCGCAAAUUCUCAAGCAAGUUGCAGGUUUCACAAUUUCAAAUUGAUUCAGCAACAAUGUUCAAGAACCAUCACUAACUAUCAGCAGCUAACUGAUACAAAACUACGCAACUGAAGCAACAAAGUUUCCCAACAAAAUGCAGAUUUUCAGCAGCUCAAUAGAGGAGAAGCAGAGUAGAAUUUGUGGCUCAGUUGUGCAGAACACUUGAACCAAACAACAGCUAAUUUAGAGAGCUCAACCAAACUAUCCCUAACUAGUCCCUGAAUGUUAGCAGUUGUCAGGGGCAGAAAAUUGUGACUCAAACAGUGCAGUGGAAUGGGAAACUCAAGAACAAAAUUCAAUUCAACAGCUAUGAGGAUACUCCACAAAAUAAUUCAUUAGCAACUUCGAGUCGACUUAUGAAUUCAAACUCAAUCAAUCCCAACAAUGAGUCCCAAGUAUUUCAGUCUAAUACCAAUUCCAGAAUUCAACCAACAGCAAUGAAUUAGAACUCCAACAACAAGAGAAACUAUCAAGUCGAACUCACAAAAUCAGUUCAACAAUCUCCAAGAAAUUUUACAGCAAAUAGUUUCAACCAAUGGCAGCCUCAAGUCGAACUACGAAUUCAGUUCAAUACUCAAAAAAAAA